AGGACACGCGUCGCCAUCGUGGCUCUCCGUGCCCUAAUCGGACGGACCAGCGCAGCAAACAGGUCCCAGCCAAAACUUUCCCAAUCCCUCCUUACCCAACACGCCAAAGCCAUUUGGGCAACUUCUGCUUUCCUACUGCUGCCACCACUACUCCCAACCGACGCUGCUGUUCGCCUCUUCCUCCACCACCUCGGUGAGUUCUCCUCCUCCUCCACCACCUCGACAUGGCUGCAGAAGCUGAUGGGAGAGGCACCACAACUUUACAGCAUAUUGCUCUCAAUGAGCGCAUACUUUCUUCUAUGAUGCGGAAGUCUGUUGCUGCUCACCCUUGGCAUGAUUUAGAAAUAGGUCCUGGAGCUCCUGCUGUUUUUAACUGUGUGGUUGAAAUUGCAAGAGGAAGUAAGGUCAAGUAUGAACUAGACAAGGCAAGUGGGCUUAUCAAGGUUGAUCGGGUUCUCUACUCUUCAGUGGUUUAUCCACACAACUAUGGUUUCAUCCCUCGAACCCUCUGUGAGGAUGGUGAUCCCAUGGAUGUACUGGUACUGAUGCAGGAGCAGGUGGUGCCUGGUUGUUUUCUGCGUGCUCGUGCUAUUGGGUUGAUGCCAAUGAUUGAUCAGGGGGAGAAGGAUGACAAGAUAAUAGCCGUUUGUGCUGAUGACCCUGAGUUUCGCCAUUACAAGGACAUCAAUGAUCUGCCACCUCAUCGUCUUGCAGAAAUCCGCCGCUUCUUUGAAGACUACAAGAAGAACGAGAACAAGGAGGUUGCAGUAAAUGACUUCCUGCCAGCUGAAGAUGCCAUCAAAGCAAUUGAAUACUCAAUGGAUCUCUAUGCUUCCUAUAUCAUCGAGAGCUUGAGGCAGUAAGACAUUACCGGAAUGGGGGAAGUAUUAGACUAUAACAAGAAAACAAAUCUUGCUUGACAACACAAAUGUUGUCUUAAUUGAUGUAUAAUGUAUCCUAAGACACUAUGCCUUGUGCAGAUUUGCCCAUGAUCUAGUUUUCCUGUAGUGUCAGGUAGAUACUUGGUUUAUAUCUUGCAGCGCCGCUUAAGACUCUUUGUAUGUUCUUCAUGUGUGCUGCCGCUUGUUUGAUCCCAAGGUACGCUUUUUUGCUUAAUGGGGUAUGAUGUUGUAUUACUAAUAUUUAUAGAUUUAAAGCAAAUCUGUUUGAAUUA
Molecule: messenger RNA, 1174 nt
Organism: Musa acuminata AAA Group (dessert banana)
Lineage: Eukaryota; Viridiplantae; Streptophyta; Magnoliopsida; Zingiberales; Musaceae
Product: soluble inorganic pyrophosphatase
Exons: 9
Coding region: 225-863 (212 amino acids)
Biological process (GO): phosphate-containing compound metabolic process
Cellular component (GO): cytosol; cytoplasm
Molecular function (GO): magnesium ion binding; inorganic diphosphate phosphatase activity
Source: RefSeq, a predicted model, not a curated record